CGUGGCACAAACCAAAGCAGUCAGACAGGAUGGAGCAGCAAGCGACUCUGAAAGAAAAGUUUUCCAUAUUCGGUUCUCGGACAGCGGGCAGACCUAUCCGAUGUGUUUCUGGAGACGACGGGGCCAGGUGUGGGCUCAGCAAAGCAGAGUUCAUGGAGAAAGUGCAGCAGAGCAAUGAGGCGUGUCAGCGGGGUGACUUUCAGGCGGCCAUCCAUUUGUACACCAACGCCUUGCAGGCUGACCCACAGAACUGCAUCCUGUUCAGUAACCGCUCAGCAGCCCGUCUCAAACUGGGACAGCACCAGGCGGCACUGGAGGACGCUGAAAAAGCCUGCGAGCUCAAUCCCAAGUGGCCCAAGGUGGCAUCCUGCAGGCGCAGUGGAGCAGCAAAUCCCACAAAUUCUCUCUUUUGAGAAUAAAACCCUCAAAUAAAAGCUUGUG
Messenger RNA from Notothenia coriiceps (black rockcod), 441 nucleotides. RefSeq names its product tetratricopeptide repeat protein 28-like. NCBI's taxonomy places the organism in Eukaryota, Metazoa, Chordata, Actinopteri, Perciformes, Nototheniidae. The record is from RefSeq and is a predicted model, not a curated record. The coding region runs from base 30 to 413 and encodes 127 amino acids. Gene Ontology annotation, molecular function: Hsp90 protein binding. The transcript has 3 exons.